AAUCCUCUCUACCGCGCCACGUCCGCCGGGGGGAUACCUCACUUCUUACCGACGAGAAAAACCAGUCAUGACAUCAAUCUUCCUUCUGCCACCUCCGCACAUGAAGGUCGUGGUGCGGGUGCGUCCAAUGAUCCCCUCCGAGGCGAAGAAGGGAAGCACUUGCUGCGUCAAGGUUGUUCGAGCAUCAUCGUGCAAACCGCACCAGGUUCAAGUCGACGAUCACCUCUUUGAUGUGGACCUCGUAUACGACGAACGACUGAACCAGCGCGACUUGUUCCACAAGGAGUUUGCCAACUUGAUUCCUACGGUCUUUGAUGGCACCAACGUCACCGUGUUUGCAUCUGGUGCUAGCGGCAGUGGCAAAACGCAUACGAUGGAAGGGACAGCGAAGAACCCAGGCGUCGUGCCGCGCACCAUGCAGAAAGUGUUUCAAUUCGGACAACAACAGGUCGCUACGUAUCGCGUGGAAAUGUCGUUUGUUGAGAUCCACAACGACAAAGUGAUGGACUUUCUCGCCGCCACGACCACCAAACUGCACCAAGACGAAUUAUCUCUAUCGACGUCUGCAUCUGGUCGUGUGGUCGUCGAUGGCUUGAUCACUCGACACAUUGCAUCCUUUGCCGACUUCGAGGCGUUGUACGAACGAGCGUGCAAAUUUCGGCGCAAGGGGGCCGCCACGUAUCAUGCAAAAAGCAGCCGCAGCCACAGCCUUCUCCACGUGCGCGUGGAAUCCCGCGGGUUCGACGGCCUUGUGCGCGUGGGCCAUCUGCACCUCAUCGAUCUCGCCGGCCAUGACGACAUUUGUCCGACCGUGCAAGAGUCCGCGUCCAUGAUGCUCGACAUGCAACCCCUCGACGAGAGCCCCGUCGCGCGGUUGUUAGCCGACAGCGUUGCCCAUUCGUCCAUUGCCGUCAUGGUGUGCACCAUCUCCCCCGCCUCUGUCGUGGUCAAGGACACGUUGGAAGCGUUGCAGUGCGCCGCCAAACAGAGGCAUGUUGUCGUCGCGUCGCCGACCGCUGCCCCUGUCCUCUCACCAUCAGGCUCAUCUUCUUCGUCGAUUUCUUCGCCAAGGUUAUCGUGUUCGUCCUUGGAACUGACCCCCAAGACCAGACCUGCCGCAACGCCAUCUAUGGACACUGCCGCGCCGUGCGCCAAGCGACGUCGCGACGAUGCUAUUUCGACUCGGUCGAGGGCAUCCAUGAAGCGAUUCCGAUUGCAUGAAGAGUCAUCGUCGUCGUCAUCGUCAUCAUGUGUAGUCAUGGAUGCUACUCCGUCGUCGCGGGAUCGAACAGCGGCUACGCGUCGGCUCCAACCCCUUGCAGGCAGUCGUGUUGUUCCUGGUCGUGCAUUUUUACGUCAGCCCCCGCCAGUAGAGAAGGAAGGCAUCAAGCACUUGCUGACGAUGGCGGUGGACUUUGAAAAACGGGGCAAGGCUCGACCUGCCUUGGCCUUGUACAGGCAAGCCACGCUGCUGUUGGACACCCCCAACGAGAAGCUCCAGGCGCGGAUGCAAGCCCUAGCGGCCGCCAUGUCCACGCCCGAGUCCGAAGUCGACGGAUCCAAGCGCCCGCUGCAUGCGACCGUGCAGCGUAUUUUGGAGGAGGACAUCCUCCACACGUUCAACCACGGAUCGAUGGCGGCUUUGAUGGCGCUUCAAAGCAUCGGCGAGAAGAAAGCGGCCAAGAUCAUCAAAGGGCGGGAAAACCGAGUCCACUUCACGUCCAUCCGAGACCUCAUGAACGUGGGCAUGGGCGAGAAGCAAGUCGUGCGUUUUCAGCAGCUGAACGUCGCGGCCCGGUUGAGUUCGUUGUAAAGUACAUGAGAUAAACACAACAAAUGCGUGUAUACGUCAUCUCACGGG
This is a messenger RNA of Aphanomyces astaci, 1861 nucleotides long. RefSeq lists its product as hypothetical. The coding region runs from base 68 to 1813 and encodes 581 amino acids. Gene Ontology annotation, molecular function: ATP binding; microtubule binding; microtubule motor activity. The transcript is spliced from 2 exons. NCBI's taxonomy places the organism in Eukaryota, Oomycota, Saprolegniomycetes, Saprolegniales, Verrucalvaceae. The record is from RefSeq and is a predicted model, not a curated record. Gene Ontology annotation, biological process: microtubule-based movement; mitotic spindle organization.